CAACAAGGCAAUCCAACCCGUUGGGCGAGGAACUUCCCAUCUCCCUAGCACAGACAGACCCCAAUGCUCGCCAUCCGUCGUCUUGCCAUCCAUGCGUCCAAGCAAGGGCCACCACUCCGUCACAUGAGUGCGCUGUCGUACUCGCAGUUGUCGGAGGAACAUCAAAUGCUGCGCGAGAGCGUGCGUUCAUUCGCCGACAAAGAGUUGGCACCCAAUGCUGGGAAAUGGGAUCGCGACCAUGAGUACCCCGCCGCUGCCGUGAAAGCCAUGGCGGAUAUGGGCUUGAUGGGCGUGUUCGUGUCGGAUACCCAUGGUGGCACCGGGUUGGACUACCUUGCGUAUGCAAUCGCAAUGGAAGAAAUCAGUCGUGGAUGUGCUUCCACGGGGGUCAUCAUGUCGGUGAACAACUCGUUGUACUGCGCACCGGUCGACAAGUAUGCCACCGAGGAACAAAAGGCCACGCACUUGGCCCCGUUUGCGUCAGGUGAAAAGCUAGGCUGCUUUGGGCUCAGCGAGCCUGGAAAUGGGAGCGACGCUGGCGCCGCCGCCACGACCGCCCGCAAGUCGGACUCGUCGUACAUUCUCAAUGGCACCAAGAUGUGGAUCACCAACGCACACGAAGCCGACCAGGCCAUCAUCUUUGCCACAACGGACAAAUCCAAAGGCCACAAAGGGAUCAGUGCCUUUCUCGUCGACAUGAAGCUCAUCGCAUUGGGCAAGAAGGAGGACAAGCUCGGCAUCCGCGCGUCGUCCACGGCGCAGUUGAUUCUGGAAAAUGUGGAAAUUCCGCAUGCGAAUUUGCUCGGCAAGGAAGGCGAAGGGUUCAAGAUCGCCAUGACUACGUUGGAUGGCGGGCGCAUUGGAAUUGCAUCGCAAGCUCUGGGGAUUGCGCAGGCGUCGUUGGAUUGUGCGAUCGCCUACGCCCACGACCGCAAAACGUUUGGCCAACCACUGGCCAAGAACCCGAUCAUUCAGACCAAACUCGCCCGCAUGGCGAUGGAGCUCGACGCGGCGCGACUGCUGACGUGGCGCGCGUGCGAACUCAAGGACGCGGGCGUCGAGUUCUCCAAGGAAGCGGCCAUGGCCAAGCUCAAGGCGUCCGAAGUGGCCACGUACAACUCGCACCAAGCGAUUCAAAUCCUCGGGGGCAUGGGGUAUGUGUCGGACAUGCCGGCGGAGAGACACUACCGCGACGCGCGCAUUACAGAAAUCUACGAAGGCACGUCAGAGAUUCAGCACUUGGUCAUUGCCGGCGCCCUGAACAAGGAGUACGCAAAGAGUCAUUAGAUGCGUUAGACGAUAACAUCGAUCUUCCCAUGUUUAAAAAGUUCGUGUGCU
Molecule: messenger RNA, 1338 nt
Organism: Aphanomyces astaci
Lineage: Eukaryota; Oomycota; Saprolegniomycetes; Saprolegniales; Verrucalvaceae
Exons: 4
Coding region: 64-1287 (407 amino acids)
Biological process (GO): fatty acid beta-oxidation using acyl-CoA dehydrogenase; butyrate catabolic process
Molecular function (GO): flavin adenine dinucleotide binding
Source: RefSeq, a predicted model, not a curated record